Messenger RNA from Clarias gariepinus (North African catfish), 11235 nucleotides. RefSeq names its product serine/threonine-protein kinase WNK2-like. The transcript is spliced from 32 exons. Bases 511 to 8832 code for a protein of 2773 amino acids. Gene Ontology annotation, biological process: negative regulation of sodium ion transport; intracellular signal transduction; positive regulation of sodium ion transmembrane transporter activity. NCBI's taxonomy places the organism in Eukaryota, Metazoa, Chordata, Actinopteri, Siluriformes, Clariidae. Gene Ontology annotation, molecular function: protein serine/threonine kinase activity; potassium channel inhibitor activity; chloride channel inhibitor activity. The record is from RefSeq and is a predicted model, not a curated record. Gene Ontology annotation, cellular component: cytoplasm; cytosol.
AUUGUGGAAAGACAACGGUAUUACUUCAAACAGUUGCGCCGAAGAUGACAUCAGACAGAUAGUUGCGUGUGAUUUAUUGCUGUUAUUAUAGCUGAUACACAGUAGGUGUUUUCAUCGCCGCGGAUGUGAUACAAGCCAUUUCAUUGGAGACAGCGGAGUGAACGGGCUACAGAUUCUGGGCGUCAUUUUCACUUACUUAGCUUAAUGGCAGCUUGAGCGUUUGCCGGUGUUUGCUACGUGGAUAUUAGCGGCGCAGCGUGGGAGAAUCGAUAGCAAGCAGAUUGCACGCGUCUAGAGAAACUUACAAUGAGUUCUGUGGUUAUUUAGUAAAUUAUCAGAUCAAUUCAAGUCUGGAAUUAACUCUGGGUCUUGUUUCUUGUUAGUGCGACAUCGUCCCAUGUUGAACUGCGCCAGAGCGCGCACGCUGCACGAACUCGGCCGCUGCGUCUCCAUGGUGGAAACGACGCUGCUUCGCGUGAACUGGAAACACUGUUAGGAGGAGCAGUUAGCAUGGAGCCCGGCGGCGGACCCAAAUCCGCUGACGGCCCCCCUAUUUCCAAGUGUCCCUCCGUUUCCAGUUCACCGUGCGGCCUCAACGGGAACAUUUAUGAGUCUGUCAGCGAGGGCAACGUCAGUAAGAUGGACGGCUCGGGCGCGGUGCGCGGUGGCAGCGACCCGAGCGCGUAUCCGCCACUGUCGAGCUCCUGGCGCGCCCCCGGCCCGCGCUUCAUCCGGAGGAGCCUGUGGUUUGCCGAGGACGAGCAGUCUCAUGAGGCUCCUGAAUACGACGUCCGGAGCGAGAUGUCCAGCGUGUGUCUGCGAACAAUUGUAGACCGGACCAGGGGCGCGUGGUCAAGCUUACAGGAAGGCUCGAGCACCGAGAGUCAGGCUGGACAAAAGGACAGCGCCACGGAAAGCACGAGCGCUGACGAAGAGAAUAAAGACAGGGUCGGUCCCAAAGUAAACGCAGGUGCACCAAACGGAGGGAAAAGCAGCAUAAAGACCGCGAGCGAGGAGAACGAAGAAGAGGCCGAGAUGAAAGCCGUCGCCACCUCUCCCAGCGGCCGUUUCCUAAAAUUCGACAUCGAGCUUGGUAGAGGCUCAUUCAAAACCGUCUACAAGGGCUUGGACACGGAGACCUGGGUGGAAGUGGCGUGGUGCGAGCUCCAGGACCGGAAGCUAUCAAAAGUGGAGAGACAGCGCUUCAAAGAGGAGGCUGAAAUGUUGAAGGGUCUGCAACAUCCAAACAUUGUACGAUUCUAUGACUCCUGGGAAUCUCCGCUCAAAGGGAAAAAAUGCAUCGUUCUGGUGACAGAACUCAUGACCUCAGGGACAUUAAAAACCUAUCUGAAGCGCUUCAAGGUGAUGAAACCCAAAGUUUUACGGAGUUGGUGUAGGCAGAUCCUAAAAGGCCUACAUUUUCUUCAUACACGCACCCCUCCAAUCAUCCACCGGGACCUGAAGUGCGACAACAUCUUCAUUACAGGUCCAACAGGCAGUGUAAAAAUUGGAGACUUGGGCCUGGCUACACUUAAGAGAGCUUCUUUUGCAAAGAGUGUCAUUGGCACUCCAGAGUUUAUGGCUCCAGAGAUGUACGAGGAGCACUAUGAUGAGUCGGUGGACGUGUAUGCCUUUGGCAUGUGUAUGCUGGAGAUGGCCACAUCAGAAUAUCCCUAUUCGGAGUGUCAGAAUGCUGCCCAGAUCUACAGAAAAGUCACUAGUGGGGUGAAGCCUGCAAGCUAUAACAAAGUCAAGGACCCUGAAGUCAAAGAGAUUAUUGGCGAGUGUAUUUGCCAGAAUAAGGAAGAGCGAUACUCCAUUAAGGACCUCUUAAAUCAUGCAUUCUUUGCGGAGGACACGGGCGUGCGAGUGGAGCUGGCUGAGGAAGAUGACGGAAGGAAGGCCUCCAUUGCACUCAAACUGUGGGUGGAAGACCCGCGCAAGUUGAAGGGCAAGUACAAGGACAGUGGUGCCAUCGAGUUCACCUUUGAUCUUGAGAAGGAGGUGCCUGAAGGUGUGGCUCAAGAGAUGGUUGAAUCAGGUUUCUUCCAUGAGAGUGAUGCAAAAAUAGUGGGUAAGUCCAUCAGGGACAGAGUGGCAUUGAUAAAGUGGAGAAGAGAGCGCACCGUGUCCUCAGCCAUGCAAAGUGACGUGGGUCAUGCACCGCAAGCCCAGGUAUCCCUUGGCUCUGUGCCCACAGUGUGUGAGCCCAUCUGCCCAUCGGAGGCUGAGGAAACUGAGGCAGACCAGCAUGCCAAUCUGGGGCUGCUGAGCAGCAGCACUACAUCUGCUACAUCCGACAGCGGUAUCGGCUCCAUCAUAUACUCUGACUCCCACAGCAGCAGCUUGCACAGUGUUAUUUACCCGUCACUGCAGGAACCUGUUCCCACAGCAGUGCAGCAGCAUCAUGUGACUGGCCCUGUAUUGACACCACAUGAUCAUGAUCUCGAAGUUUGGCGUUACUCCCAUGGAAUUGGGUCUAGAGCAGGUUUCCGCCGCCAGAGCACUACUGUGAUUGACACAAUCAGAGAGCAUGGACACAUCCAGUCCGAUUUUCAGCCAAUAAGUCCUGACUCCAUCCCAUCACCCCACUUGGAUAUGAAUGAGAAAAUGAGGAAAGAUUCCUACACUCCAAAGUUAUUGCUUUCCCCAUUACCAUUUGAUACACGACGCCAUAGUGACUCAUCAGUGGUGCUCUCACCUGACAUAGAGUUAGACGACAUUCUAUCAAAAUCCUGGGGUUGUCGACAUUGUCUAAGUCAUGCCCCUCUAACACCACAUCCCUUGUGCACAACCUGCUGCCCGCAUCUCUUAUCCAAGUCUAGGACAAGAAAAAGCACCAGCCCAUGCACUUCCCUCCCCUCUCCAUGUAUAUUUUAUGGCCAACCUGCAUCUCCAACUGGACUCCCACUUGGAGUAAGUGGGCAAAGAGGUUCCGUCAGUGAAAGCUUUGAUUUGUCAGAGCUUAACAAAUCCCUGGAAAACAUCACAGGCCACAAACAUAUUCCAAGUCCUUCCUUACUAAGAGUCCCAUCAACAGUGUUUGAAACAGGGCCAUGCCGGGCUGUGCGUAGUUAUGGUGACGAGCAUGAGAUGUCGGAAGCUCUGAGUGUUGAGCAGGUGCCAAAACCAGCAGUGCAUCGCAGGGCGAGUGUGUGCAUGGGUGACCAUAUUUUAAUGUACCCGUCUAGCACUCUGGGUCUUCAGAGUCAGCCAGCACCAGCUGCAUCCCUGCAGGUGGCAGGCCAUAUGCUCCAGCCAUCACAAAGUUAUGUGCCAGCAGGACCCAACACUGUACCUGUGCAGCCUGGCUACGUGCCUGCAAGCCAGCCUGUGCAGCCGCAGACUUACGCUCCACUGCCCUCCGCUGCACAACAACAAGCAACAGUUAUCCAACCAGUACAGUCAGCACCCGCACAGAGUACAUCAAUUGUACCCCAGAUGGUGAAUGUACAGAGCUGCACUCUUACAAGGCAGUCUGGGCAGCCAAUUGUCCAGGCAAAUGCUACUGUACCACAGAGCUAUAGUUCUUGUAUGCAGCAACUUGCAAGUACCCACAUUUUACCGGGCUUGCAGCAAGCUGAAGCUGGCCAGACAUUGCCAUCAUUUCAGCAAGUUGCCCAAAAUUUACUGCCUGAUCAACAGUCUGUCGCUUCAACUGUGCAACAUUUGACAAAUGUCCACAGUCUCCCGGCGUCGCAGUGCAGCGUGCAGCCCGUAUCAGCCUACACAGCAGCACAACAUGUCUCUACUGUGCAUAGCUUUCAGGAGGCUACAGCACUGCAGCCAAGCAUGCAAACAUCUCAACGGGGUACUACCAGCUUACAGCACGGAGCUCUACUGGUGGGCCAAGGAGAGCCUCUUCUGACAGGUCAAGCCACAACUCAAGUCCUUCAUACAGCUGGCAUGAUAGCUCCUGGGAAAGUAGAUUUUAAAGAAUCUGUUAUUCUUACUGCACCUUUACAAACAAGUCACAGGACCGAAGUUCCAGGCCAACUGCAUCAUGUGACUGGCCCUGAAUUGAAAGCACAUGAUAAUGAUCUCGAAGUUUGGCGUUACUCCCAUGGAGUUGGCUCUAGAGCAGGUUUCCGUCGCAAGAGCAUUACUGUUAUUGAAACACUCCAAGAGCAUCCACACAUCCAGUCCGAUUUUCAGCCAAUAAGUCCUGACUCCAUCCCAUCACCCCAGUUGGAAUUGAAUGAGAAAAUGAGAAAAGAUUCUUUUACUCCAAAGUUAUUGCUUUCCCCAUUACCAUUUGAUACACGACGCCAUAGUGACUCAUCAGUGGUGCUCUCACCUGACGGAGAGUUAGACGACGCUCUAUCAAAAUCCUGGGGGUGUCGACAUUGUCUAAAUCAUGCCCCUCUAACACCACAUCCCUUGUGCACAGCCUGCCGCUCACAUCUCUUAUCCACGUCUAGAAAAAGAAAAAGCACCAGCCCAUGUGCUUUACUCUCCUCUCCAUGCAUAUGUCCUGGCCAAUCUGCAUCUCCAACUGGACUCCUACUUGGAGUAAGUGGGCAAAGAGGCUCUGUCAGUGAGAGCUCUGAUUUGUCAGAGCUCAACAAAUCCCUGGAAAACAUCACAGGCCACAAACAUGUCCCACACCCUGCCGUACUAAGAGUCCCAUCCAUGGUGUUCGAACCAGGGCCAUGCCAGGCUGUGCACAAUGACGGUGACGACCAUGAAAUGUCAGAAUUUCUGAGUGUUGAGCAGAUACCAAAACCAGCAGUGCAUCGCAGAGCGAGUGUGUCCAUGGGUGACUGUACUUUAAUGUAUCCGGUCCCAACGCCUCAACAGCUUUUAGUCCAAGUUUCUGCUGCUCAACAAGUUCCAAUACAUCAGACUACUUUGUCUCAGAAGGCAACUCAUCUCACACAGUCAUCCCUCAUGCCGCUCUAUCUUUCCACCGGCCAAACUAUGCCUACCCCUCCCUCUGUUUCACCGGUGCCUGACUCGCAGAUGGAUGGCACAGUGCCAACGCCCCACCCACUCCUACCCUCUGCUUCCUCUGCACCAACACGGUGUUCCCAACAGGCCUGCACACUUCCCGUGUUCACAAGUAUACCCACAAUACAAUGCACCCGACAGGGCUACAGUAUGGCUGUCCAACAAAAUGCAAGCUUCCUGGCCACACCUUCCUUGCAUCCCCUCAUGCAGACCACUUCCCCAGUUUACCCAAUCCACCCUACUUCAUCCAACACUGCCUCUCUGUCUGCAGGAGCUCCUCCUAUCUUUCAGGCUACUCAGGGAGCUCCCAGCAGCAAUAACCUGUCCCAAACUGUGCUUCCAGCUCUGGUGAGCUCAUGCCAGAGCUCUGCUCCAGUCCACACCCCCUUGGCCAUUGCUGUUCCAGUCCAUUCAUCUCCGACAGCUGUCACCGUGGCUCCCCAUGCAACUGCCUUUCCUGGGCACCAAGCACAAACUGCCCCUGCUGUCCAGGUGACUUCUUCAGUUGCACAAGGCAUCGUGCCAGAUACUUUGAGCACUGGGGAGUCUCUGGAUAUGAACCAGGAACUUCAGGCCUCUGCAGUCACCACUAAAAUGAUUCAGCAAACACAGUCCAGCAGCAGCAUCACGCCUCAUCACAUUCAGCAAUGCAGUGCUGGAGCAAGCCAGCCAGCCACUGAAGUAUUUGCUGAGGAGUGUGUGCUUGAUAAGCAGACAACAGUGGCUGCAUAUGACAGUGUAAACUCAGAUGCCACAUCAGGAAAAGAGAUGAGCGAUGGGAAUGAGGGAACGCAUGGUGGGAGGAGCGAGUCGAGGGUCCGCAAACACCAUCGCAAAUCCUCUCGCACACGCUGCCGCCAGGAGAAGACCGGGAAGCCAAAACUGACCAUGCUCAACGUGUGUAAGACGGGUGACAAGAUGGUGGAAUGCCAACUGGAGACUCACAAUCACAAGAUGGUCACCUUUAAGUUUGACCUUGAUGGAGAUGCUCCAGAGGAGAUUGCAACAUACAUGGUUGAGAAUGACUUCAUCUUGCUGCUUGAAAGGGAGAUGUUUAUCGAGCAGCUGAAGGACAUAGUGGAAAAAGCUGAGGACAUCCUGAAUGAAGAUGCUGAUGGAGAGAGGGGUUCAGGACAUCCAUCACAGCCCCAUCAGAACCUCAAAGGGGGGUCUGAUUUUGAGGGAGCACAACCUCAGCAGAAUCAGUCCAAACAGCUAGUGUACCAACAAAAUGUCCUUCACACUGGAAAACGCUGGUUCAUCAUCUGCCCUGUGGCUGAGAUUGCAAAUAAUGGUGAAGAAAACGUUACAGCCAAAGACUCAGAAGGAACACCUGCAGCGCAAAUGCAAGAUACUAGCAUGGGUGAAGCCAUACAGUCCCAAAACAAUCCACCGUCUACCAUCACCGCCAUCAGUGCCCCUGAACACACCCAAACAGUGGACGAUCCUCAAAACACUCGUUCAUCAGGAAUGUCCAUGGUUGCUGAUAUCCCAUGCUGUCCUAUCACCCCUCCCACGUCCCAGACUGAAAGCGUAAAAACAAAUGUUCCCCAACCAGCCAGUCAUGACCCCAGCCCUGUCUCAGACACAGCUUCGACCCAGGUUCAGCCAGUAGUGCUUCAGCAGCCAUUUUCCACACCUGUUCCACCUCCUACCCAGUCACAGCCUCAGAGUCCAGCCCAUCAAACCCAACAGUGUCCUUCUACCACUUCACAUUCACAGCAGACAGGUGGACCAGCUGAGUCUGACGGGGAAGGGCCUCCUAGACAAGAGUUCACCGAUAGGACCAUAAAGACACUUGAUGAGAAGCUUAGGAACCUUCUUUACCAGGAGCAUAAUCCUUCACAAUCCACAAGCUCCACCUCAGAUCCUCCUGGCUCACCUCCAGUAUCAGACAGCCAAAGCAGUGAUGGACCACUGAGACGAGGCGAGAUGCUGCCUCAGAUUCCAGAAAGAAGUGAUAGUCUAGGGACCUUGAGUGACUCUGCUAUUGCUACUUUAAAUAGACAGCAGACAACUGAUGUAGAAGACACCUGUGAUGCGCACCCUACCUCGAAGAGCCGUUUCCAGAUUGUUCCAACGGCACCGGAUAUUGUCCAGAGUUUGGAGCGUGGCAGAAGGACCCGAGCUUCCUUCACUUCUGCAACACCUUGCCACACUGAAGGAGGGGCUGCUGUAACCACAACCACUGCAGAAGAGACGAGAGGACAAACCGCACAAAUGUACCAUAAUAACCGUUAUUCGGCUCCUCCGAAUCUCUAUCAGGACAUGCUCACUUCCAUGGUGGAGGCAACGACCACAAUGCCUCAUGCUCAGACCUCCUUGUCAAUGGAUGCAGCACCACCGCAUGGCUUCCUACUCUCCACAGAUUCCGGUGAUGAGGACAACCACGUGAUUCUGCCUCAUAAACCUGGACAUGGCAUUCCCAGUCACUCAGAGCACAGUGGAAGUGAUUUCGUGAAGCGGGCUGUAGCUUUUUUUCGACGCUCGGGCCGCAGCAGCAGCAUGCAGAGCUCCGAUUCGCCCAGUCGUCCACCUGUUGUUAAUGGCCACGGCCCGUGUGCUUCAAACCACGCUCACUCUACAUACAUCAGCAGCGAUAACGACUCGGAGUUCGAGGACGCCGACAUGAAAAAGGAGCUACAAAAGCUCAGAGAAAAGCAUAUGAAGGAAAUCUCUGAACUUCAAGCACAUCAGAGAAGUGAGAUCGAGCAGCUGUAUUCGAAGCUCGGACGACCUGUUCCUCCUAGCGUGGGAUUCUUGCACGCAGUGCCCCCUACUGGCCGCCGACGCCGAACCUCUAAACAUAAGCUCAAAGCGGGCAAGCUUCUUAAUCCAACAGUGCAACAGCUCAAAUCCAACCGUGCCAGCGCCACAGCUGAGACCUGUUCCAGCAUGUCAGCAUCUCCAGCUAAAAGCUCAGUUCUAGGUAACAGCUCAGUGGCUUCCAGCAUGGCCACACUUCAGAGUCCAGUGUCUGAACCUCUGCAACCCGUCCAAACACAGCAGCCAUGCUCGCUCAAAGUCUCACUGUCUUCUGACAACAUCUAUGAUUCGGCGGCAAACGUGCUUCCAGGGCAAGGCUGGACCGUUUACCACCAAACAUCCGAGAGAGUCACCUUUAAAUCUAGUAGCAAACCACGCACUAGAUUCCUCAGUGGACCCGUGUCUCUGUCCAUCUGGUCUACUCUGAAACGACUAUGUCUAGGCAAAGAGCGCAGUAGUAGGUCAUCGCAUUUCAGUGGCACUUCAACAAGCUCAGCAUCUAAUCAACAAGCAGCCCUGUCUCCUGUGGCCAGGCCUAGGCCUGUGCCUGAUCCUCAUCCUCAGCCAUUUACAACACUAGCUCAGGCUCAGACCAACAACAGCAAUAAUAAAAAACGGACAUUCACGGAUGACUUGCACAAGCUGGUUGAUGAUUGGGCGAAAGAAACGCAUACAGCUGGCCCUCAGCCCCGCCCUUCACUUAACCAAAUCAAACAGCAGCAACGGCAUCAGGACUUAAAGGGCACAUCUACGCAGAGAAGUGGAGGUACAACUCAGAUGAGGUCUUUGCCGUUCCAGCUGCCUCUCCCGUGCCCACCGUCAGCUGCUCCCGGUCCUAGUGUUCCCCCUGCCCUCGGUAACACGCCCUCACCCAGUCUCCAUCCAUCCUAUUUGCUUCCAGCUGGCCCUUUUGGAGGGGUAAUGCCAACUUCUGGGUACCCAAGUCAGUGGCCUCAGGCCCCCUGUCCAGUCGGCACAAUGGGGCCAGUGAACAUGAUUGGCGCCCCUGGUAUGAUGCCCCUCCCUACUUUGGUUAACCCUGCGCUGCAAACCUUUCCCAUGAAAUUGAAUGGCUCAGAAAACCCCACAUGCAGAGGCAGUGCCAGAACUGUAUAACCAUACCAUCAUCACGUAACCGGUUUUCCUCUCUAAUGCAAAGCUUUUUACUAUGCUACGUAAAUUAGGUCUAUGCCGAUCAUUCAGCGACUCCCUGGUUAUAUCAGUACUCCAUACUUAGCUGGUUCUGUUGACUGGUAAUUGAUCAAUGUCUGUCAUAGCCAUGCUAUGGUGUGCAGAUUAGCCAGGCCUCACACUGAAACUACAGUGCUCAUAGUCCUGUUGCAUUGGUCCAGUGUUCUUGAUGUCAGCAAGAGUCUGCAUUUGACCGCAGACACAUCUCUAUAUAGCCUCAGAGCUUGUAUAGUGUGUGUGUGUGUAUGUGUGUGUGUGUGCUUGAACAAGUGCCAGUAAGUCUGCAUUUGUCUGGCCUUUAUGAAUUCAACAGCCAUAGUGAGUUAUAAAUGAUUUUAUGGUCUCUAUCCGUUAGUCUUUUUCACUAUUUAGCAAUCACUGUUUGCUACAAAGGCCAAUGGCUGCCAGAGUGUAUAUGCACAGACCACAAAAGAAAUAUAACACAAAUAACACUUUAAGAAAAAUCACAAAUGGUCUAAAAAGUUGGUUCCGCAUCUAUUUGCAAUAUACAAUCCAUACUGAAGUGGACGAAUCUAUGACUCUGGUAGUCGUAACAUAACUGUUGGCUGAUAAAAUUGUUUGCGCACAUACACUGAAAGAUACUGACAAAGAAAAAAAGCAGCAAGGGGAAUGUAGUGCCUUGAGAGUUUUUAAAUUUCCCCAUGAUAAUCUGCACGUCAGCCUUUAAUCACGAACGUGCAAACUUUUAGGUCACGAGGAAACUACUACACGUGUUUUCCCAUUACCCCCCCCCCCCCCCAAACAUUCCCGAUUUUUAUAAAUAAAAAUCUGCGAAGCUCUCUUGGUGUUACAAUCCCCUCAUUAAAAGCACAGUGUAAGUAAGAUCUUUUUUCACACCUGUGACCUCAAACACUGGCCACUUGCAGAUCUUUGAUAUUUUAAUCUUGAACAAGGCCUUGUUAUUGCAGAAUAUCACAUGAUGCGGUGCUUGAGAAUGUUGUCCAUAAGAGGGCAAGUAAACCUUUUGCAUGGUCACUGUAAAGUUUACAAAAUUGUCUUUAUAAAGGUUUGGGUUGGGAGUUGAGAAGCUGUGUUGAGUGUAGGACAGUCGAACAGCACUAUUUAAAAGUGAAAUGGGACGGGCAGUUUGGCUUCACAUACUUAAGUGCAAUUUAACUCUAAAUCCCAAGAAAAGGAAGGUGGUGAGGGUAGCCCAGUCAUGAGCCUUAUGUACUAACCAGGUGAAAGAAGAGGAUCUGUGGUGACUUGGCACAGAACUCUGUAGUGAGCCAUACACUAAUUAGUGUGAGUUAAGUUUAGCUAUGUUGUUUUUCGUUUUUCCUCUCGUGAGUUCCUUUAUUGGUGUUUUGGAUGUAUUGUGUAUUUUAAGGUAGGAGGUUGGUGCAAUAUUUACUCACUUACGCUCACUCAUCGUUUAUACCGCUCUAUCCUGUAUUUAGGGUCGCGGGGACCUGAAGCCUAUCCCAGGAGACCUAGGGCACGAGGCGGUGUACACCCUGGGCAGGGUGCCGAUCCAUGGUGCAAUAUUUAGUUUACACUUAUACACUCAGAAUUAGGGUUAUCAUAACAGAUUUUGGCUUUUAUUUUCUAAUGCUGCUAGAAAGACAUAAGUGGUCCAGUAUAUGAAAAACUAAGGUGAGCUAAACUAUACUAGCUCCCAAGGUACAAAAUCCAGCCCUCAUUAGGAACAUGAAAAAUCCUGUAUACUCUGCUGCAGGAUGAGAAUGAUACCUUUGGUAUUAGACCUUAAAUCACUUAUUAAGGUGCGUCUUUGGGUUUUCUUGUUUAGCAAAUGUUUCUUUUAAACUAGGCAUCCUCAUUUUAAAGGUAUUUGUCCUAGGAUCCUGGGCACCCGCCUGUACUUGCACUUCCAUUGUUCUUAAAUCUGAUUUGCUUUUUCGACCAGCAUAACUUGCUUUAGCUCUAUACACUUCCAAAAAGGAAACAUUUUUUUCUAGACUAUGUUUAACAGCAAUACACAAUAGUAAAAAAAAAAAAAAAAAAAACAGCAACCUACCAAAAGGUAUACAGUCUAGCCCUACUCCAAGCCCACAAUCUUAAAACUGUGAUGCCACUUUACCAUGCUGAGGUAUGAGACCUUAAAUCACUUAAGUACAUCAAUUUAUCGCACUUAGUAUUUAAAUUUUUCUUGUUUUUUUCAAUGAUUUUAAAUCAGAAUAUCGAAACUUGGAUUGGGAUACCCUAGAAUCUUUGCUACUCAGAAGCUUUUGCACUUGCCCCCUUUUGUAAUUGAAUGUUUGUCACUUAGACCAGCAUGUUUGGGCUAUCCAAAGUAUACCCUUCAAAAUCUUUUUUUUUUUUUUUCUUUUUUACCCUAAAAAAGAG